AUGGCAGCUUUAUUUGGAGCAGUGGCCUCCCGGGCCUCUGCAAGGGCUCUUCAGACAAGAUUGCCCCUAACAACUUCCUCCCUUAGAUCAUACGCCACCGUCAACGCGAUACCGCCAAAGCCUCACCAUCGCGUGGUCAUUGUUGGAGGAGGCACGGCAGGUGUCACAGUUGCUGCGCAGCUGCUGAAGACCAAGGAGUUCCAAAAGGACGAGAUAGCCAUCUUGGAUCCGGCCAAGGACCACCACUACCAGCCUGGAUGGACCCUCGUCGGCUCAGGCCUCAAGCCUCUGAGUGACAUGAGCCGUCCUCUGUCCAGCAUCAUCCCUGAGAAUGUCACGCAUUAUCCUCUGCAGGUUUCCAAGUUUGAUCCCGAGAAUAACGAGCUCAAGACAACGGACGGCGUGGAGGUUUCGUACGAGUAUCUGGUGGUGGCCCCCGGUCUGGAGGUCAACUUUGGCGGUGUUAAGGGGUUGCCUGAGGCCCUGCAGGACUCGAGCAGCAAUGUGAGCUCCAUCUAUUCCAACAACACGGUUGAGCAGGUCUGGAAAAACAUCCAAGGGUUUAAGAAGGGGACGGCUAUCUUCACGCAGCCAGCGGGCGUUAUCAAGUGUGCUGGUGCCCCGCAGAAGAUCAUGUGGAUGGCCCUGUCCCAGUGGGAGAAGGACGGUGUGAGGAAGGAGAUCCUGCCGUACUUUGCUACUGGUGCUCCAGCCAUGUUCGCCGUGCCAAAGUACUCCAAGGCACUUGAAGAGCUGCGUGUGCAGCGCCAGGUGGAGGGGCUGUUCCAGCACAACUUGGUCGGUGUCGAUGUGAAGAGCAAGACUGCCACUUUCAAGAAUCUGGCAGACAACGGCAAGGAGGUCCAGAAAGAGUUUGGUUUUUUGCACGUGGUUCCUCCUCAGAAGCCCUGGAACUGGGUUGCCAAGUCCCCUCUCGCCGACUCUGCCGGCUGGGUGGAUGUGGACAAAACCACCACUCAGCAUAACAAGUUCACCAACGUCUUCUCGAUAGGCGACGCCUCUUCCCUCCCCAACUCCAAGACUGCCGCUGCCAUCUCUUCUCAGGCUCCUGUUCUCGUAGAUAACCUGCUCGCCGCCAUCCGUGGCAAAGAGCUCAGCGCUGGCUACACCGGCUACGCUUCCUGCCCCCUGCUGACCGGCCACAACGAGCUGAUGCUCUGCGAGUUCAAGUAUGGAGGUGUGCCUGACGAGACAUUCGCUAAGGUGCCCGGUAUCGGCAGCCAGGAUGUGCCACGACGGGUCUUCUACCACUUGAAGAAGGACUUUUUCCCCAGCGUGUACUGGAACAGCUUCGUGAAGGGGACUUGGUAUGGACCAAGGGCAUGGUUCAAGCCGGAUACUGCAAAGACUUCUGCGUAGAAAUCUACGGUUAAGGCCAUGGCGAGGAGGAAGAGUGAGAUUGCAAGAUUUACCAACCUCCAAAGCGUAACCUACCCCAUUCGAAUUCCGUUGUUUUUGUUGGAGAGACGUAAGAGUAAAUAGGGUCGCCCUCUGCAAGUAGGAUGGAAUUUUUUUCACAAGGGGCGUGGAAAGGUCGUACCGAGAUUAUACCAGAAGACUAUGUGAGAUGCUGAGGCUUUUCGAUAGUGCUCUUCAGCCAUUACAGUAGCUAUUCAGGCUUAAUGACUCAUUUUCUAACC
Cryphonectria parasitica EP155 is the source of this 1661-nucleotide messenger RNA. RefSeq names its product FAD/NAD(P)-binding domain-containing protein. The transcript is spliced from 3 exons. The coding region runs from base 1 to 1380 and encodes 459 amino acids. Lineage: Eukaryota; Fungi; Ascomycota; Sordariomycetes; Diaporthales; Cryphonectriaceae. The record is from RefSeq and is a predicted model, not a curated record. Gene Ontology annotation, cellular component: mitochondrion. Gene Ontology annotation, molecular function: sulfide:quinone oxidoreductase activity; FAD binding.